Papilio xuthus (Asian swallowtail) is the source of this 3962-nucleotide messenger RNA. It is a transcript of the gene Incenp, whose product is annotated as Inner centromere protein. The transcript is spliced from 22 exons. The coding region runs from base 98 to 2863 and encodes 921 amino acids. NCBI's taxonomy places the organism in Eukaryota, Metazoa, Arthropoda, Insecta, Lepidoptera, Papilionidae. The record is from RefSeq and is a predicted model, not a curated record.
UGUAUUUCAAUUUCAAACGGUUUUCGAUUGUGGCCUGUUCUAUGGCGUUUGACAAAUUUACGAAACUUUUCAAAUAAAAGUGAAUUUCUCCACAAAUAUGUCAAUUUUUACGGAGUUAAUACCUAAAAUUAAUCAAAUAUCACAAGAUUUCAGUAGAACGUUCAAUGAAAGCCUUAAGGAGGCGCUUGAGUGUUUUGAUAAGUUUGAAGCUGAUUUCGAUAAUGUAAAAAAACAAGCGCGAGAGAAGAUCAUAAAAGAGAAAACAGUUCUAACUAAACUCCAAAGCAUUAACGAGGAUGAUGGUGAAGCAAAAACACCAGAUGAGAAAGUGGAACAAAAAGUGUUUGCUAAACCUUCAGAGAGCUCUGAAGAUACAGAGAAGGAAGAUGCUCCUCCAAAACGAGGAUCAAAGAAACGCAGCAAACAUGAAGUUGAUGAUAUGUCAAGUCCGGAAGUUGAUAAACGGCAGAAGAGAAACGCUUCUGUUGUUGCUAAGAACAUAAUUAGUAAACAGACUAAUGAAAAUAUGAAUGUACUUAAGGAGAAUACAAAGACAGUUGAAAAACUGGUCAACGUAAAUCUAACUCAAAAACUUCGUAGAGAAGACUCUGAUGAUAAAACUCAGUCAAAAUCUAGAAAGAACAAAGAUGAAAAUAAAGAAAAUACUGAACCAAUACCUGUUGUACAAAUUAAACAAGAAAAGUUGUCCAUACUGCCCGAACCAAUGGAAGAUGCGAUCCUGCCAGUUGAUAUUGUGGUUAAGCAGGAAGUGAAUAAGGAUGAUAUUGCUAUGCCGCCGCCCGCCGCCCCUGUACCCAAAGCAAGAAAAGCUGUAUUAAAAGAAAAAGAAGCUGUUCCUCAAGAAGAGGAAUCAGGCAGGAGGAGGACGAGGACUAGGAAACAGACAGACACGUUGCCAGCGCCACCUGUAACAUCAUCCAGAGCUACCCGGGCUAGUUCUAGAAAUACACAGAUUGCUGAACCUGAAGAUGUACCGACUACAAAAGAUGCUAGACCCAAACGGACUAGGGGCAGAAAGAAAGUUUCAGAAGUCAGUUCAGAUACUGAAAAAGAAAGUCAUGUAACUCAAGAUAGUGGAUUAGGAUCUCCCAGCGAUAAACCUAGACCUAAACGGACAAGAAAGGGACAAAAGGCAGCUGAGAAAGAAACCAAAAAGGAACAAGAGAAAGUCGCAAAAGAAGAUAUAAAAGAACAAAUUUCUCCAAAAGAAGAACCAGAAAUACUUUCACCGAUAUUAGAAAGUCAUAUUAAAACGAACAUUAAUACUAAAGUGAUACAAUCUAAAUUACAAGAGGAAAUUGAUACAAAGAAAGAAAAUAUAGAACUUAACAAAGAAGAAAUAGAGGCUAAAAUUGAUGGAGAAAAUAAAGAAAUACAUACAAUAAUGAAUAGUACAGUUGUGUUACAUAAUGGAGUUGUUCAGGAACAGGAUACACCUAAAGUAGUGAGGGUAAUGGAUGAAACAGUAGUGAUAGAGAAACGUAAGAAUGACAGCACGGCUCCAGAACAUCCCCCCUUCACUAUGGAUACCACGGUGGUGCUGGACAAACCCACUCUGCCUAUGGAUACAACAGUCAUAUUGGAUAAGACGAGGAAUAUCGCAAUGGAUGCUACCGUUGUACUCGAAAGAUUGCCAAUAGAGCCGAACAUAACAGAAGACAAUUCUCUGUUGACUGAUGACAGUGACACACAGGAGGGUGUCACCACACCAACAAAACCCAUACCAAAUAAUCAACCUCUGUCAGCUGUCAAAGAGAAAGUACAAAAGUUUGAGGAGCUCGCUGCGAGGACAACAAGGACUAAGACAAGGGCUAUGGCUAAAAAGGACGAUGUAACAGAAAAUGUGACACCUCCAGAUAAAAUAUCCAAAGUGAUUCUGUCAGCGGAAAAUCUCAGCAAAAUGAACUGUAUCAUAUUCAAUGGGAAAACAACUCAGGUAACAAGUUCAGCGACAAAACCUAAAUCAAACAUUCCUACAUACAAAUCUACGUCAUCGUCUACUUCCAAACUCAGUGGUUUGACAAAAGCGCGAGAAGCUGCAGAGGAAUUUCAGAGAACUGAGAAAGAAGAUGCAAGAAGGAAGAAGGAGGCAAUUCUAGAAGCGAAGAGAGAAGCACAGAAAAAGAAGCGUGAAGAGAAGAUGGCAGCAGCAGCAGCAGCCCGGGAGCAGGCGGAGCGGGAGAGACGUGCUGCGCUGGAGGCGGCGGCGCGCGGCAGGCAGGAGAAGCAGGCGCACGCUGACCAGGGCAAGAUCGACAAGUUGAAGGAAGUCGAGCGGAAAAAGCAAGAACAAGCUCGUAAGCUGGCGGAGGCAGAGGAGAGACGCAAGGCGGAGGAACAGGCGCGCGCUCUCAAGCUCAUUGAAGAACAGAAGAGAGCUGAAGCAACCAGAAAGAAGCAGAGAGAGGAAGCUGAGGCAAUGAAAAAAGAAGAAGCACAAAUGCUGAAGGAAGUUCUCCAGAGACAGAAAGAAUAUAAUGAGAAACAGAAAUUGAAAUAUAAUAAUCGAAUGACUCCAAUAAAAUCUUACCCAUCCCCCUGUGCUAUGGAGCCAGUGUACAUGGCAGAUGGCUUCCAGUUCCUCAACUCUGAUGAAGAUGAUGAUGACGAUGAUAUAGAUAAGAAGAGACCUCCCCCGCACUGGUCCACCUCUAUGGAGCGUCGCCGGCAGCUGGGUGUGCAGGCGCAGCUGGAGGAGGAGGAGAUGGAGCGGCUGUUCUCUAUGCGGCCCCAGUGUCCCGACCUGCGACAGAUCUUCCCCAACAUCGACCGCGCGCGACUCAAGCGCACCUCCUCCGCGGUCUGGCGCACGCCGCCCUCCGCCAACAGGUACCAAACAUAAAGUGCUAGUUCACUUUGGUCGCUGGCGGCAUGUACAUAUAACCCUCGCGAUACUGACACAGUAUAAUCAUGAAUACAUUAUAUACUUUGAUUAUAAGUUAUUUAAUAUUCAUUUUACUGUUAUAUAUUUUGAUAUUAACAUUUAGGUAUUACUUUAAAUAUCAUUGUUUUCAUGCAGAAGAGAAAUAACUACAAUUCACUGUUGAAAAAAAAAUUAUUAAGAAAUAUAUUAAGGACAGGUAUUAAAAGAUUCAAUGUUAAUGGUGGCUCGUGGUUCAUAGCGCAUGUUUGCAGAGAUGUGCCUCUCAUGCGCAUCCCUUAGUCCAAUUCAAUGGAAAUGAGAAAUAUUUAUUCAUGUUAUCAAACAAUAUCCUUUAUCAUCUAUGGAUUUAUUUUGAAAUAUUUCAAUGUACAUUUAGAUGAUACAAACAUAUCUGUUUUAGUAAGUCUGAUUACUUAUAGAGUUUAACUUGUAUGUUAAUAAUUUGUCAUUUCCAUUGAAUAAGUCCCGCCGAUAUCUAAAAAUGUUUGUGCAAAAUCCCGAGCUACCAUAAUGAUUGAAUAGUACUAUACAAUAUUUGUCUUAAGUGUGUUGCAAACAUUUGGCUCAUGUAAUUUAGGAUAAACUUACAAAUAUCGUAUUAUUUUAAUUAUAAGAUGUUAAAAGCCUAAAUUGAUUUCACAGAACAUGUGAAAUUGUUAUAGAUGAAGUAUUUAAGUUUGUUUUUAAUUUGACUAGAUUUAUAUAUAAUUAUAACUGUCUGUCAGUGGAAGUCAAUCUUACAUCGAAUAUCAGCUUUACCUAGAUUUCAUGGUUAACGGUAUUUGAAACAACUUAGAAAUUAUAAUUAUAAAAAAGGCGAAGGUAAAAAAAGGUUGACUACCUCUGUUAAUGACUAGGAAUGUAAUACGGUGUUGCCAAUCGAAAAAUUUCUCAAAAGAGUGUUUUAAAAUUUUUUUGAAAAAUGUUUGUGUUCGUUUUGUGGAAAAUAUUUUUUUGAUCAAAUUUGUAAUGAUUACGCACGGGGGCAGUGAUGUUUUAGAAUAAUUUUACCGUUAAGACUGCUAUGGAAUAUAAAUAAAUGUUUUAAAUUUUAUAA